Dichotomopilus funicola is the source of this 3438-nucleotide messenger RNA. RefSeq lists its product as uncharacterized. Bases 1 to 3438 code for a protein of 1145 amino acids. Lineage: Eukaryota; Fungi; Ascomycota; Sordariomycetes; Sordariales; Chaetomiaceae. The transcript has 5 exons. The record is from RefSeq and is a predicted model, not a curated record.
AUGUCUCCCUCCGAGUCACCUCCGGACCCAAGUUCAAGGGCGCAGGUCGAUUCUCAGAACCUGGAUUCGGGUUCGAGUGGGACCAACGCAGAAGAAUCUUUAAUUGCUAUUCCCCAGUUUCAGCGCGUGGAACCCGACAGCAACGAGCCUCUCUCGGGAUACUAUUACAAGGUUGAACUUGGAGAGUUGAAUAAAGCCAAUUUCAGAACGGCAAGCGAUAACGUGACAGAAGUAUCAACCUGUCUUGAUUGCGAGUUGUGGACCAAGCCGUACUCCGAUAUCAUCCAACGCCUCACCGGUAUUCAACUCAUCACCAAAUCUCGCGACCAGGGAUGGGUCAGCGAGCCAUGGCAGGGCAAUUGGACGUGGUUCGAGGUUUGUCUCGUCGAUGAGGAGAAAAACGAAGAACGCCGUUGGAUGAGUCAUGAGAAUGCGUUCUUGACCAAUUCCACACUCUGGCGCGAUGGAACGACGUUUGGUCCCCAACAUGAGUUGCUGCGGUUACUCAAGGAAUCGCCCCUUCAGCACAAAAGAUUACGGGUUCAAGCAGGGAGGUGUUUUGAUGGGUGGGCAAUUCCCGCAUGUCAGGGGUUCUUGAUUUUCAACAUUGGUUGCGAAACGGCGUUCAACCGGGAGUCAGCUCUGAGAGAUCUGGGACAGGCCACAUACCGUCCCAUAACGGUUGCUGGGCGCGCCAUCAGGAUUACCAACGACAGUAUCCUCCAGCGAGGGCCCGCCGUGAAGGUCACAUACAAACAGGUUGCCCAAAGGGAACAAGUUUCCGCUCCAUAUAUCCCCCGGAACACGCUACAGGCGGUGUCAGAGACGCCAACCCAAGUUCUCAUUUACCAUGUCACUAGCUCGGUCGAGCUAUUGAACAUCGUGGGGACGGACUUCAACCGUGUGCUGGUGGUGAUUGAUGCACCUCACUUGCUUGAGGACUACGGGGAUGACGGUUACUUUUCGUGGGAUAAAGCCGUCGAGGAGCUCUCAAAAGUGGCGAAGCAGGAGACCUUUAAAAUCUUCCGCAAGUUCCAUGUUGUCAUCCGGUUGGGCAACGAGGGCGCGAUUUACCGAUCCCCAGCUUCCCACCCCUCCGGCAAUCGACAAAUUCUGAUUUUUGACGCUCAUAACUCCCAAGGUCAUUUCCUCCGGCGCGGUCUCCGCCAAACACCCAACAAGGCCGUUCUUGAGGGCAAAUUCCGAGAUGCCUACCUAGCGGGCCUGGCUGCGUCGCUGUCGGCGGAAUCUACCACAUCCCUGGAAGAACUCUGUGGAAUUCAGGUCAGAGAGGCUGUCAUGGUUGCCAUUCGCUGGUCUCAGCGGUAUGCAGUCCAGGCGGCCACCGCGACUGGAACCUCACCCGCACUCCCGGCUAGAUGGCAAAGCCUAGAACACGACGUUGCUGGUGACUCUGUCCUCAUCCCUGUUGACCUGCCCGGAGAUGUGGCUGCCGGUAACGACUCUCUGGUCUUUGAGGCCCUGCCUUAUCGCCCCAUCAAACACGCCGCACGGGAUAUUGUGAGGAAAGGCCGGGAGGCGGUCCUGUCUCUAGUGCCAACAGCUCGCUUCAAGGCUCUCGCGACAGCCGACCGGUUUGAAAUCGAAGGAUUCCGCAAGAUUGCCCGUGAUAUACAGGGUUAUGUCAACGGCGAGACGACGAGACCGGCGCCGCUCUCCAUUGCCGUGUUUGGCCAGCCCGGCUCAGGCAAGUCCUUCGGCAUCGAGCAGGUCAUCUUGUCGGUCAUGGAAGAGUCUGGGAAAAUGGGAGAGGUGGAAAUGCUCAAAUUCGAUCUCUCACAAUUCCAACGAUCCGCGGACUUCCAAGUCGCCUUCGAGACCAUCCGUGACUGCUCGAUCCGGGGCAAGCGGCCCGUUGUGUUUUUUGACGAGUUUGACAGCACCUUCAACCACCAGCCUCUCUACUGGGUCCAACAUCUCCUCGAGCCCAUCGAGAAGGGAACCUGGAAGAACAAAGCUAAGGUCGAAUGCCGACUGGACAAUGGCAUCUACGUCUUCAUCGGGGGUACGGCCAAAACGAUGAAGGAAUUCAAGUCCCCAGAUGAGCCUGCUGCCCCUUCGAGCACUGCACCGUUAGCUAGGGAGGCCACGAGAGAAGAAGGAAUAAACGAGGACCAAACGGCCCCCGAGGCACACUCAGAACCCUCGGAGGACCCGGAUUCCUCAGAUUCACCGGAGGACACGGGGUCAGAAGGUGUGCCUAAAGACUGCAAAGCACUGGAAAGCUUUCUCUACAACAAACUACGGCGGCCAAGGGACGCUGACGGCAACCCGGCGAGGGACGACCCCGAUGACAGGAGUUUUUACUUCAAGAUGUCCUCCGACAAGACAUACACCGAGCUUACCGAUUUCUUCUACAAAAUUCGGGAGCGGACGUUCUCCGGCAAACCCCCAGUCGUUUUUUUGGAGGGCUUUGACACGGACCUGAGUACCUCGAGUCACGGCGACGACAAUACCCAGCCAGCCGGAUGGUUCGAUUGGCUCAAAUCUUUCUUUUACAGUGACGACAAGACACGGCGGACCGAACGGUUAGGUUGGCUCAAAUAUUUCUUAGCUCCCAUGCAAGACGGUGCUUUCAUGGACGGAGGGCAUUCUAGACCUCUCGGCCGCGCUAUCUUCGUCUUCAUCGGUGGAGAAUCCGGCGAGAUCCAGGCGUUUCUUGACCGUCUAGACAGCCAAGAGAACGGCCAACACCAAGAUGCCGCAGCAGCAGUCUUCCGCAAGGCGAAAGGCCCGGAUUUCAUGAGUCGGCUACAGGGUUAUGUCACGGAAAACACGGAACACAAUGACUACGACUGCCUCAAGACGGUGAUUCAGAGGUACCAGGAUGGCGGCAAGGCAAAACCUCUCUCCUUGGGCUUCUUCCGAAAGCGCACGCGCCCUGUUCCCACCCCGAGUACCGAGGAGGGCCAGGAUUCGGAGCAACCCCAGGACAAGGAGAGGCAGCGGGAUAUACGAAGCCGGUUUGAGGGCGCUAUCAAGGGCCGGUUCGUUAAUAUCUUGGGGCCUGACCAGGUGGUGGGCCAAGAGGACAAGAUGUAUGUGUUGCGCCGUGCGAUCUUGCUCCGGUCGAUGAUAGACCGGUUGCCGAAGAAGCUCAACAUCCGCCCCAGCGACGAAGUCCUGAACGCUCUUUUGGAUAUACCCCGCUUCCACCACGGCGCUCGUUCGCUAGAGGCGAUCCUCUCCAUGAGCAGGCUCGUCGUCCGCACGGACGGCCCACCCCGCCAGGAGCCCGAGCCUCCCUUGACGGACGCGGAGAAAAUGCAGCUGAAAUUGCACGUCAACUGGAAGGAACUUGGAGCGCUGUUGGAGAGGGGUCCUGUGCCCAAAGAGGUUGCUCAAGACAGCGAGCACUGGCGCGCCGCCGAGAUGAUGUGGCACCGGAUGAGGUUCAGCGGCCCGGUAAAACCAUAG